UAUUAUCAUGCUGGAGACCUCAAUAUUGCUGGCAUUACUUCUCAGAAUUACGUGCUUUCACAUUCAAUAACAUUUGACAAAGCUCCCUCUCCUGAACUCUUUGAUGACAUCAUGGUGUUAACGCAGCAUUACCAGCAUAUCCUGGCACUGGUGUUUGCUGUAAAAGAAAUCAAUGAAAACUCACAUAUUUUGCCAAAUAUCACCCUGGGCUUCCAGAUCUAUAACAGCCAUUUCAGUGCCAGCUGGACUUAUCUUGCCUCACUGGAACUUCUCUCCACCUGGAAGAGGUUCAUUCCAAACUACAAGUGUGACAGCAGGAACAAUGCGGUUGCAGUCAUUGGGGGACCUAACUCAAACGUCUGCCUCCAUAUGGCCAUCCUAGGAAUCUACAAGAUUCCACAGCUGUCAUACGGUUCUGCUCCAGUUCUGGAUUACAAAACCCAAAAUGCUUUUGUCCAACAGAUGUUCCCCAAAGGCACCCAUCAGUACAAUGGGAUUCUUCGCCUACUUCUUCAUUUCAGGUGGACGUGGAUCGGGGUGCUGUAUCUCGAUGACGACAAUGGGGAGCGGUUCGUGCAGAAUGUGCUUCCGUUUUUUUCCCAGAGUGGCAUCUGCUUUGAUUUUAUUCAAAGACUCCCCAAACAAGGGUUUUCUAAUGCAGUAGAAACACUUGUGGAAGAAGGGAUUAAGACGUAUAAGAUCAUAACUAGGAACACUUCCAAUGUCUUAGUCAUACACGGAGAACUACAAACCAUGUCAGUUCUGAUACUGCUGCUAGGAAUAUCAGACUAUCUUGACAUGGCAAAAUCAAAAGGUAAAGUCUGGAUUCUGACAGCUCAGAUGGAUUUUGUGUCUUACUCUUUUAAAAAGCCACAGGACAUAGACUUCAUCCAUGGUGCUAUAUCUUUUGCAAUUCACUCAAAGGAUGUGUUAGGAUUCCAAACCUUUCUUCAGACCAGAAAGCCUAGCUCAGAAAAAGAAGAUGACUUUCUCCAGAUCUUUUGGGAACAUGCAUUUGAGUGUUCUUUACCCAAAUCCAACUUAGACAACAUAUCUGGGAGAGUCUGCACUGGGAAGGAGAAACUGGAAAGCCUCCCUACGACUCUUUUUGAAAUGAAGAUGACUGCCCACAGCUACAGUAUCUACAAUGCAGUCUAUGCUGUAGCACAUGCUGUGCACUUCAUGUAUUUAUCACAGUCCAAGCAGAGACGAGUGGGAAAAGAACAGCAGCAGAAGAAUCUUCUCAAUCAAGUCUCCUGGCAGCUCCACCCCUUUUUGAGAAGAGUUUCAUUCAACAAUAGUGCUGGUGACGUGACUUCUUUUAACCAAAAUGGUGAAAGAAUAGUGGGAUUUGAUAUUAUCAACUGGAUAACAUUUCCAAACCAGUCUUUUCAUAGAGUCAAAGUUGGAAUGAUAGACCCACAUGCUUCUUCAAAAAGUCUAUUUGUCAUUGAUGACGAUCAUAUUGUGUGGCCUAACAGGUUUAAUCAGGGGUAUCCUCUUUCACUGUGUAAUGACAAUUGCCAAGAGGGUUUCAGUAAAAGAAAGAAGGAAGGGAAGCCAUUUUGCUGUUACGAUUGCUUUCCAUGUCCAGAAGGGAAGAUAUCGAAUCAGAAGGAUGCAGAUGCCUGUUUCCCAUGUCCGAUAAAUCAGUAUCCAAACCCUCAACAGCAUUUAUGCAUUCCAAAAACUCUAAGUUUCUUGUCUCAUAAAGAACCUUUAGGGGUCUCUUUGGCUGUUCUUGCUCUUUUCUUUUCUUUCCUGACCACAGUUGUGCUUUGGCUUUUCAUUAAGCAUCGAGACAUGGCCAUAGUCAAGGCCAAUAACCGGAGCCUCACCUACGUUCUCCUCAUCUCUCUCCUGCUCUCCUUCCUCUGUGCUUUGUUGUUCAUUGGGCCACCAGAGAAGGUCACGUGUGUCCUUCGCCAAACUGCUUUUGGCCUCAUCUUUUCACUAGCAGUUUCUUCUAUCCUGGGCAAAACCAUCAUUGUGGUUCUGGCCUUCGUGGCCACCAAGCCUGGGUCCAAGCUUAGGAAAUGGCUGGGGAAAAGGCUGGCUCACUCCAUCAUCCUUUCCUGUUUGCUGAUUCAAGCUACUAUUUGCACUGCAUGGCUGUCAACAGUUCCCCCAUUCCCAGAUGCCGAUAUGUCCUCGUUGAAUAAGGAGAUUAUACUGGAAUGUAAUGAAGGCUCCUCUACCAUGUUCUACUGUGUCCUGGGCUUCAUGGGAUUCCUGGCCAUGGUCAGUUUUACUGUGGCUUUUCUAGCUAGAAAACUACCUGACAGCUUCAAUGAAGCUAAAUUUAUCACCUUCAGCAUGCUGGUCUUUUGCAGUGUUUGGCUCUCCUUCAUUCCCUCCUAUCUGAGCACCAAGGGAAAAUACAUGGUAGCUGUGGAGAUUUUUUCCAUCUUGGCCUCCAGUUUUGGGCUACUGGGAUGCAUUUUUUUCCCCAAAUGUUUUAUCAUCUUGAUGAUACCUGAUUUAAAAAUUGGAACAUCUUUAACAAAAAGAAAUCAGUAA
Messenger RNA from Python bivittatus (Burmese python), 2520 nucleotides. The record is from RefSeq and is a predicted model, not a curated record. NCBI's taxonomy places the organism in Eukaryota, Metazoa, Chordata, Lepidosauria, Squamata, Pythonidae.